Dicentrarchus labrax (European seabass) is the source of this 3179-nucleotide messenger RNA. RefSeq names its product potassium channel modulatory factor 1 (gene kcmf1). Gene Ontology annotation, biological process: synaptic signaling. Gene Ontology annotation, cellular component: plasma membrane. The record is from RefSeq and is a predicted model, not a curated record. Lineage: Eukaryota; Metazoa; Chordata; Actinopteri; Moronidae. Gene Ontology annotation, molecular function: zinc ion binding. Bases 470 to 1726 code for a protein of 418 amino acids. The transcript has 7 exons.
GCAUGAUGUCAGAUCUGUCUCGAAGAAAGGAAAUUCCCCUUAAUACUUGCUUACCUAUUAUCCAAGGUUUACCAAAUAAGGCAGUUUUCCCUUCAAAGGAAAUGUCAGUGAGUCAGGAGUUGGAAUAUUGUGUGUAAUGAUAACUAUGAAGUCUCACAGAAAAUAACUGGUUGUGUCUGUAGAGUAGUAAGCCAGUGCUUGAACAGUUCUUCACUCUAAUCAUGUAACUGUGGACAAACGGAGAGAUGCAAUAAUAUUUGAUAUGAUUAUGUGUAAUAAUAUUCAUAAUCUAUUUGAAAUGGCUAACAUUAUGUCUGGUGCUUUUGCUUUUCUCCACUCAUCUUUUUCUCUCUUGACCAGUUUGGUUCAUGUAUAUCUAGAUCAAUACUGAAAGCAUCAAGCCACCUGACAAUGUGUGUACAGUGCUAUUAAUUAGCUUUCAGAUGCUUCAUGUGGUUCUGGCGUUUGUAUGUGUUGCGUCUUUGAGGCCUUGCUUGUGAAGUUCACUGGAAUGUCAGAGUUCCUCAUUGCUGGCACUUGUGGGUUGGUGCCACUCCAAAGCACAUGCUCCUGUGUGAGCUGUGAUGCAUGUUUAAAAGGGAACUUUAGAGGAAGACGGUUCAAGUGUUUAAUUUGCUACGAUUACGACCUGUGUGCAUCGUGCUACGAGAGCGGAGCUACAACAACAAGACACACCACAGAGCACCCCAUGCAGUGUAUAUUAACCAGGGUAGACUAUGAUCUGUAUUACGGAGGUGACACUUUUUCAGUAGACCAACCCCAGUCAUUCACAUGUCCUUACUGUGGCAAGAUGGGCUACACAGAGACGUCCCUACAGGAGCAUGUCACCUCAGAACAUGCAGAGACUUCCACAGAGGUGAUCUGUCCAAUAUGUGCUGCCUUGCCAGGAGGGGACCCCAACCACGUCACAGAUGACUUCACAGCUCACCUCACACUUGAACACAGAGCACCAAGAGAUUUAGAUGAGUCCAGCAGUGUUCGACAUGUACGCCGGAUGUUCCACCCUGGACGAGGACUGGGCGGUCCCAGAGCACGACGGACAAAUAUGCACUUUACUAGCGGUUCCACAGGGGGACUAUCAUCCUCCUCAUCACAAAGCUCCACUUACACCCCCAGUAACCGAGAAGCAAUGGACCCAAUUGCAGAGUUGUUGUCUCAGCUGUCAGGUGUGCGGCGUGCAGCAGGGGGGCAAAUAAACUCAUCAGGGCCUUCAGCCUCCCAACUCCAGCAGCUCCAGAUGCAACUGCAGUUGGAGCGGCAGCAGGCUCAGGCCGCGCGGCAGCAAGUGGAGACGGGUCGCCACGCGACACGACGCAGCAACAACCCAGGCAACACUGGCAACACCAUCCCUCCACCCAGCACAGUAACUGCCAACACUGCCACUGUGGGUGAUAGCAAUCCCUCAUCCUCGUCCCACAACUCCCAGUUCCUAUUAGCACGGUUGAAUGAACCUAAGAUGUCUGAAGCAGAGCGUCAGUUUCUAGAAGGAGAGCGCGCAGACCGCAGCCUGUUUGUCCAGGAGCUGCUUCUGUCUACGCUGAUGCACGAAGAGAGCUCUUCUUCUGACGAGGAAGAGCGUCGAGACUUCGCCGACUUUGGAGCCAUGGGCUGCGUGGAUAUCAUGCCUUUAGAUGUGGCGCUGGAGAACCUCCAGCUUAGAGAGAGCAGCUCUACGAGGAAGGAGCCUCCGCCGCCUCCUCUUUGAUGUCCGAGCAUCAAGCAGACUGUGUCCUCUCUGCUGCAACUGUCAGUGAUGGGCAGCAAACCGCAGCAGUCCUCUCUGGCCUCACCCUCCUCUCUCCCUCCUCUAUUUUCUGAGUUUGUUUUUUUUUUCCUUUUCUUUUUUUGUUUUUGUUUUGGUGAUUGUAAUUUCAGGCCUGUCACCAUUUUUGUUACAUUGUAAACAAAAAUAAAUGAGAGCAAGUGGGAUAAAUGUGCGAGUGCGCAAUAGCAACUGAGUGAGCGAGCGAAAGAAGAGAAAUAUAUAAAUAUAUAUAAGAUAUAUAUGAAGUUGAUAAUCAAUCCACAUAACUUUUCUUUUCUUUAUCAGGUAAAUGUUACAGGCAGCUGUGGCAGACCUUUGCUUCCUGUGACAUGCAAAUGGAUCUCCGUAUAAAUACUCCACAUUCAAAAGUCAAGAGGGCAUAGGCUCCUCUGAUCAAGCUGCUGUGUGUGUUUAUGACUAUUAAUAAAUAAAAAAGUGCUUGGAUGGGUUACCAUAACUACUGCAUGCAGUUAUUUGCGGCGUGCAUGACUUUUAAUGACAAUGUCAUUAAAACCUUUUUUUUCCUUUUGUUUUUUAAAUAUCCCAAAGCUUUCAACUGUUUUUUAAAUUUCAAACACAGUUAACUAUUGAAAAUUUAGUAGUUUACAAAACUGACAUGCAGAAAUUCAAAUCUAACAAUCUAAUAUUUUGUUAGGUUUUCUUUGAAUGAGCAUAUAUGAUGAAGAGAAAACGAUUGGAUUCAGCAGUAGCUUCUGAAGAAAUGCUGCACUGUGUGUGUGUGUGUUUGUGUGCGUGUGUCUCUCCAGAGCGCCUUUUCUUUCCGACGACUGUCUGAAUACGUCAGUCGCUGUGCUAACGGCAGCGGCGCUGCAACUACAAGCAUCCGAUGAAUACUAGGAACAGAAGAAAAGUUUUUUCCUAGAUGUUAAUGUUUAGUGAUAAGCUGUUUAGGCACAGUAUACUUUAUAAUUUAUAGAUAAGUACAGAUGCCCAACUACAGUAUGUCCAUUGCUCUUUCACACUAGUUUCUGGCAUUCACUCUGCUUGUGUACAGGCCCAGUGUCAGACCACAUGCUUUAGAUGGCUUGUAUGAAUUUCUUUGCUAGGUAACCGGAGCUUGAGGCUUUCCACACUGCAGUUUUGUUUUGUUUUUUAUUGGUUUUUUUUUUUAGGAGAAGGCAUUCUUAUUUUUUUCUGCUAAGAUUAGCACUUUCUAUUUAUUCAUGUUGUUUUCUGAUUCUUUUGAGCCUUGAUAUGAAUCAUGCCACCUUCAUGCCUAUACUUUUACCCUCUAUGUAAAAUACAAUGAGAUGUAUAUUGAAUUUGUGCGUUAACUUUCAUAAUGGUUCUAAGACAUGGGCAGACAUUUUUUUAAAUGUAAAUUUAGAAUACAAUAAAUAUAAACUGCGCACAGCUUUUGAUGAAACCAAGA